AUGAGUUCAGAAAUAACCAACAAAUCUGAUCCUCUUCACUUUGUUCUCUUUCCUUACAUGGCUCAAGGCCACAUGAUUCCCGUGGUUGAUAUUGCAAAACUCUUGGCUCAGCGCGGUGUGACCACAACAAUUGUCACGACACCUCAUAAUGCAGGGAGGUACAAGAAUGUUAUAAGCCGUGCCAUCGAAUCUGGCUUGCCCCUCAACAUGGCGACCGUGAAGUUUCCGUAUCAAGAAGCUGGUUUGUCCGAAGGACAAGAGAAUCUCGAUUUAGUUAACAAUCCGCGGCUCAUGAUACCGUUCAUGAAAGCGUGUAACAUGCUCGAAGAACCGGUUCAGAAGCUCAUGGAAGAGAUGAGUCCUCCACCGAGCUGUCUGAUUGCUGACUUGUGGUUGCCUUAUACAACCAAACUCGCCAAGACGUUCAAUAUACCUAAGAUCGUCUUCAACGUCUAUAGUUGCUGUUGUCAACUGCUAACGCAUGUUUUAAGCAAGAACCCUGAGGUCCUGGAGAAUUUAAAGUCAGAAAAGGAGUACUUCAUCGUUCCUAAUUUUCCUGAUAGACUUGAAUUCACAGGACCUCAAGCUCCAAUCGAUGUACAUGAGCCUAAGGUCUUGAGAGAGUUCAUGGAUGAAUUGAGAGAAGCGGACAAGACAUCUUAUGGUGUGCUAGUCAACACAUUUCAAGAACUCGAGCCUGCUUAUGUCAAAGAGUUCAAGGAGGCAAGGUCCGGUAAGGUAUGGUCCAUUGGACCCGUUUCCUUGUGCAAUAAGGUGGGAGCAGAUAAAGCUGAGAGGGGAAGCAAAUCAGACAUUGAUCAAAGCGAGUGCGUUAAAUGGCUUGAUUCUAAAGAGGAAGAGUCGGUGAUAUAUGUUUGCCUUGGAAGUAUUUGUAAUCUUCCUCUGGCUCAGAUCAAGGAGCUCGGACUAGGCCUAGAGGAAUCCAGAAGACCUUUUAUUUGGGUCAUUAGAGGUUGGGAGAAGUAUAAAGAGUUAGGUCAGUGGAUCUCGGAGAGCGGUUUCGAAGAAAGAAUCAAAGACAGAGGACUUAUCAUCACCGGAUGGUCUCCUCAAAUGAUUAUCCUUUCACAUCCUUCUGUUGGAGGGUUCUUAACACAUUGCGGAUGGAACUCAACUCUAGAGGGGAUAACCUCUGGUCUACCGCUGCUUACAUGGCCCUUAUUUGGAGACCAGUUCUGCAACGAGAAAUUGGUCGUGCAAGUACUAAAAGUUGGGGUGAAAGCCGGGGUUGAAGAUGUCAUGAAAUUUGGAUAUGAGGAGAUGAUUGGAGUGUUAGUGGAUAAAGAAGGUGUGAAGAUGGCAGUGGAAGAGUUGAUGGGUGAGAGUGAGGAUGCAAAAGAGAGAAGAAGAAGAGCCAAAGAGCUUGCAGAAUUAGCUCACAAGGCUGUGGAGGAAGGAGGCUCUUCUCAUUCUAACAUCACAUUGCUCUUAGAAGACAUUAUGCAACUAUCUCAAUCGAAGAAUUGA
Messenger RNA from Microthlaspi erraticum, 1488 nucleotides. The record is from the annotation of a GenBank genome assembly. Lineage: Eukaryota; Viridiplantae; Streptophyta; Magnoliopsida; Brassicales; Brassicaceae.